GAGAGAGAAAUAUUCCUUUGGGUAUUUGUAAUUUUGUGGAUCUAGGUCUCUCUUUUCAGUCGUCACGCACACUCUUGCACCUUAAAUUUCACAAGACGAACCCUACCUCUCAAACCUUAAUCAAGUUUCGGAUACGUCCAAGGAGAUCAGGAAUUUCACCAUCGUCGACGACCACAAUCGUCGUCGACAUCUUGAUUUGAAACCCUAAUUCUCUACGCACUUUUUCUGUCAAUUUUUCUCCCUCUGAUUUCUUCGGAAAUCUAUGAAUCUGUAAAACGGAACGGUCAAUUUCGGAUACAACUGCAGUAGAGAAGAGUAGUUCCGAUUUUCGGGACCGAUUGGUUGAUUGAUUUAUUGAAAUAUUGAUUCUUUUCCCCAAAAUUGUUGAGUCACAUCGAGGUUGUGAAAUUAGGGAGGACUUUGAAUUGAAAGAAAUUUGAAUUUUCUUUUUAUGCACUUGUUCGUUUUAAUAAAUUCUGAUAGAAUAAAUGUACGGAAAAUUGGUGUUGGUGUACGAAGGGGAGAGGUUGCUGGGAGAGGUGGAGUUGCAACGUCAGGGCGGCGGCGUUUGGGGGGAGGAGAUUAAGGAAAUUCGGAUAUCACACUAUUCACCACCCAGUGAGAGGUGCCCGCCACUCGCUGUGCUUCAUACCAUAAACUCCACCGGAAUAUGCUUCAAAUUGGAAUCUACUGCCAAGAAUGUGGACUCGCCGCUUUCAAUUUUGCACGCCACCUGUCUCAGAGAUAACAAGACAGCUGUAGCAAUCAUUGGAGAAGGGGAGAUUCAUUUAGUUGCUAUGCAUUCAAGAAAGUAUGAAGGACAACAUCCUUGCUUUUGGGGGUUCAAUGUGGCAUCAAGUUUGUACAAUUCCUGCCUUGCCCUGCUGAAUCUCAGAUGUCUUGGCAUUGUAUUUGAUCUUGAUGAAACACUCAUAGUUGCUAAUACAAUGCGCUCAUUUGAGGAUAGGAUCGAUUCUCUGCAGCGCAAAGUAAAUUCUGAGUCUGAUCCACAGCGCGUUUCUAGCAUGCUAGCUGAGGUUAAACGUUAUCAGGAUGAUAAAAAUAUUUUGAAGCAAUAUGCAGAAAGUGAUCAGGUAAUUGACAAUGGGAAGGUUAUCAGGUCACAAUCAGAGGUGGUCCUGGCUUUGUCAGACAAUCAUCAAACUAUUGUCCGUCCACUCAUACGACUACAAGAUAGAAACAUUAUUCUCACUCGCAUUAAUCCACUGAUACGGGAUACAAGUGUUCUUGUGAGAUUAAGACCUGCAUGGGAGGAUCUUAAAAGCUACUUGACUGCUAAAGGUCGAAAGCGCUUUGAGGUUUUUGUUUGCACAAUGGCAGAAAGAGAUUAUGCCUUAGAAAUGUGGAGGCUUCUUGAUCCAGAAUCAAAUUUGAUAAACCCGAGGGAUCUCUUGGACCGCAUUGUGUGCGUCAAGUCUGGUUCUAGGAAAUCACUGUUCAAUGUUUUCCAAGAUGGAAACUGCCAUCCUAAAAUGGCAUUGGUGAUUGAUGACCGUUUAAAAGUAUGGGAUGAGAAAGAUCAGCCACGAGUACAUGUUGUUCCUGCAUUUGCUCCGUAUUUUGCACCUCAAGCUGAAGCCAACAACAGUAUCCCUGUGCUUUGUCUUGCAAGAAAUGUAGCCUGUAAUGUCAGAGGUGGUUUUUUCAAAGAAUUUGACGAGAGUCUAAUACAACGAAUUUCUGGAGUUGCAUACGAAGAUGAUAUUAAAGACAUGCCUUCUCCACCUGAUGUGAGCAAUUACUUGUUUCCAGAGGAUGACCCUUCAGCUUCUAAUGGAAACAAAGAUGCAAUUGGUUUUGACGGAAUGGCAGAUGCUGAGGUGGAAAGGAGAUUAAAGGAGUCGAUGUCAGCUUCUUCAACUGCUGUGACACCAGUAAUCAAUUUAGAUCCAAGAAUUGCCUCAGCUAUCCAGUUUGCGGUACCGUCGUCCUCUUUUACGGUUCAUCCACCGAAAAUACAAGGGCCAGCAGUGCCUUUUCUAGGUCAGCAACUGCCCCCAGUGACAACUCUGCCUAAACCACCACUAUCCCAUCUAGGACAAGGAGAAACAACCUUUCGUAGUUCUCCUGCAAGGGAAGAGGGCGAGGUACCAGAAUCCGAAUUAGAUCCUGAUACCAGGAGAAGACUGCUCAUUUUGCAGCAUGGUCAAGACAUGAGAGAACACCCUCCAAGUGAACCUCAGUUUCCUGCUCGGCCACCCUUGCAAGUACCCGUACCAAGAGUUCAUCCACGUGGUUGGUUUCCUGUUGAAGAGGAGAUGAGCCCGAGACAGCUGAAACUAAUGACACCACCCAUGGAGUUUAAUACAGACACCCUUUCUUCACAAAGUGGAUACUUCCGUCUCACCUGGCAGAGUUAUUGAAUCACAGAGGUUGCCGAAGGAGGAAAUUCCAAGAGAAAAACUGUUAAGAUUAAGUCAACCACUGCCUGAUUCUCAUUCUUUCUCUAGUGAGGAUAGUGCUAUGGCUCAGCUACCUUCAGCAAACGAGGAUCUUGAUCUUGAAGCUGGACAAAUUGAUCCAUACGGUGAAAAUUCUACUGAAGCUUUACAGGAUAUUGCUUUCAAAUGUGGAACAAAGGUUGAGUUCAAGCAAGCCCUAGUAUCAAGCACAGAACUUCAGUUCUCCGUAAAGGUUUUGUUCGCAGGAGAGAGAAUUGGUGAAGGAAUUGGUAGAACAAGAAGGGAAGCACAGCGGCAUGCUACUGAAGGAUCUCUUUUAUAUUUGGCUGAUAAAUAUUUGUCUCAGCUUAAACCUGAUUCCAGCAAUAUGCCUGAAGAUGGGAGUAGGGUGGGUAAACUGAAAGACAAUGGUUUCAUUGGUGAUGUCAACUCUGUUGGACAUCAGUCAGUGCCUAGGGCACAAACAGCAGUGGCGCCACCAAGGAUUCUGGACCUUAGUACUGAAGCUUCCAAGAGAUCAAUGAGUUCAAUCUCUGCGCUUAAAGAAUUAUGCAAUAUGGAGGGGCUUGGUGUUGCAUUUCAAACUCGACCCCAGUUUUCCAGUAAUCGGGGCCAGAAAACCGAAGUGUAUGCUGAGGUUGAAAUUGAUGGGCAAGUAUUGGGCAAGGGAAUUGGGUUAACAUGGGAUGAAGCAAAAUCGCAGGCUGCUGAAAAGGCUCUUGGUGCCUUGAAAUCCAUGCUUGGUCAGUUUCCUUACAAACGUCCGGGUUCUCCAAGAUCUAUGCAGGAUAUGCCCAUUAAAAGGUUAAAACCUGAAUUUUCUCGAGCUUUGCAGCGAAUGCAAUCCUCACCACGGCACCCUAAGAAUGCAGCUCCUUGUCCAUGAAACUUCUUCAUCCAUUGAUCUGCUUCUUGUAUAGCAUGCUCAAGUAAAUCUACAAAUCGUUGUGGCUGUGGUCCAAGUGCUCUUGAUGGACUCUGGAUUUGCCUCUUGUGUUCUGGUAGCUCACAGAAGCAGAACAAGGAACAAGAUAAAAUGAAACAGAACAAGAAAGGCCCUAACAAAUUUAUUAGGAUGCUGCCUGCAAGAAACAAGUUUUCUGAGAGUCAUUUGGGUGAAUAUAUGCCUAAGGCAUCACGCAGCUACUAGGGUAUUAGGGAUAGCACUGUGCAUCAGUUUACAGCACCAAUCAGUUGUCAGCACCGGGCUUCUCAUACAAAGAUAUGCUAACUUGACUGGCAUCCCCAUCUUUGUUUCCUCUGUUAAAUAAAUCACUUAAUUGGAUGAAGAUGAAAUUUUGUUGCACACCUGUAAAGUACUGUCUGAUGAAUGUGGGCAGUAAUACGUAUUGUAUAUAAACCCUAUUGUCUACUGUCA
Messenger RNA from Sesamum indicum (sesame), 3801 nucleotides. Its product is annotated as RNA polymerase II C-terminal domain phosphatase-like 1. Gene Ontology annotation, molecular function: RNA polymerase II CTD heptapeptide repeat phosphatase activity. The record is from RefSeq and is a predicted model, not a curated record. NCBI's taxonomy places the organism in Eukaryota, Viridiplantae, Streptophyta, Magnoliopsida, Lamiales, Pedaliaceae.